Nymphalis io (European peacock) is the source of this 7526-nucleotide messenger RNA. It is a transcript of the gene mib1, whose product is annotated as E3 ubiquitin-protein ligase MIB1. NCBI's taxonomy places the organism in Eukaryota, Metazoa, Arthropoda, Insecta, Lepidoptera, Nymphalidae. Gene Ontology annotation, biological process: protein ubiquitination. Gene Ontology annotation, molecular function: protein binding; zinc ion binding; ubiquitin-protein transferase activity. Bases 90 to 3305 code for a protein of 1071 amino acids. Gene Ontology annotation, cellular component: cytoplasm. The record is from RefSeq and is a predicted model, not a curated record. The transcript is spliced from 17 exons.
GUCUGUUACUGUUAUUAUAAUCUAAAUAUCGUUGAAGAAUUGACAUUGGAAGCCGCUUUUUUAUUUAGAUCACAAUUAUUGUGGUAUGGAUGGAGCCUAAUACUCCCAGCUCAUCGUCUGUCACCAGAGCCACAAGGUUUAUGAUGGAAGGUGUUGGAGCAAGAGUUAUAAGAGGACCUGAUUGGAAAUGGGGCAAACAGGAUGGUGGAGAAGGCCAUGUUGGCACUGUGAGAAACUUUGAAUCUCCAGAGGAAGUAGUGGUCGUUUGGGAUAAUGGAACUGCAGCGAAUUACAGAUGUUCAGGAGCUUAUGAUUUACGUAUCUUUGAUAGUGCUCCAACAGGUGUCAAACAUGAGAGUACUAUGUGUGAUACUUGCCGACAAAAGCCAAUUUUUGGAAUUCGGUGGAAAUGUGCUGAAUGCAGUAACUACGACUUAUGCUCAGUUUGCUAUCAUGGAGAUAAGCAUCACUUAAGGCAUAGAUUUUACCGUAUCAGUGCUCCAGGGGCACAGCGCUGUCUUGUUGAGCCUCGGAGAAAGAGUAAAAAACAAGCUGUUAAAGGCAUAUUUCCAGGAGCCAGAGUUGUGAGGGGGGUAGAUUGGCAGUGGGAAGACCAAGAUGGUGGAAAUGGCAGACGUGGUAAAGUAAAUGAGGUUCAAGACUGGUCAGCAGCCAGCCCUCGUUCAGCAGCAUAUGUUGUUUGGGACAAUGGCAGCAAAAAUCUCUAUAGAGUUGGUUUUGAGGGCAUGGCUGAUUUGAAGGUUUUAAAUGAUGUAAAAGGUCAAAAUGUUUAUAAAGAGCAUUUACCACUUUUGGGAGAAUUGGGUCCUGGGCGUGCAGGACCUCAUGGGUUACAAGUUGGUGACCAAGUGAAUGUAGACUUAGAUUUAGAAAUAGUCCAAUCACUACAGCAUGGUCACGGCGGAUGGACGGAUGGUAUGUUUGAAUGUCUCAGUACCACCGGCACUGUUGUUGGAAUAGAUGAGGAUCACGACAUAGUGGUCACUUAUCCUAGCGGUAAUAGAUGGACCUUCAAUCCAGCUGUAUUGACAAAGGUGUGCAGCGGGACGAUGAGCGCGUCGCCGUCGGCGGCGAGCGCGGGCGGCGCGUUCGCGGUGGGCGACCUGGUGCAGGUGUGCGCCGACCGCGAGCGCGUCAAGCUGCUGCAGCGCGGGCACGGCGAGUGGGCCGAGGCCAUGGCGCCGACGCUCGGCAAAAUUGGUCGCGUGCAGCAAAUAUAUCACGAUAACGAUCUCAAAGUAGAAGUCUGCAACACUUCAUGGACUUACAAUCCGAAUGCGGUCAAUAAAGUGGCGUCAUUCGAUGGCAGCAUUCCAGGAAAUUCAUCAGGGGAUCGCCUGUCAGUUCUUUUGAAAAAGUUAUUUGAAACUCACGUGACGGGAGAUGCGAACGAGGAGCUCGUGAAAGCGGCCGCUAACGGCGAUGCGGCCCGCUGUGCCGACAUCCUCGCGCGGACGGACGGCGCGCAGGCUGACGUCAACGGCGUCUACGGAGGGCACACUGCGCUGCAGGCGGCGGCACAGAACGGUCACGUGGAGGCGGUCCGCGCCCUGGUGGAGGCGGGCGCAGAGGCGGACGCGGAGGACCGCGACGGCGACCGCGCGGCGCACCACGCGGCCUUCGGAGACGAGUCCGCGGCGCUCCGAGUACUCGCCAGCGCUGGCGCAGACCUCAACGCACGGAACCGCCGCCGACAGACGCCGCUACACAUUGCGGUCAACAAGGGACAUCUGGCCGUAGUGCGCACGCUGCUGCAGCUGGGCGUGCAUCCUAGCCUUCAGGAUUCUGAAGGAGACACGCCUUUGCACGAUGCUAUAUCGAAGAAGCGCGACGACAUAUUGACUUUACUAUUGGACCACGGGGCUGAUAUGACACUCACGAACAACAAUGGAUUUAACGCUUUGCACCACGCUGCGCUUCGAGGCAAUCCAAGCGCCAUGAAGAUAAUGCUCGGCAAGCUGCCUCGUCCGUGGAUAGUCGAUGACGCGAAGGAUGACGGAUACACCGCACUGCACCUGGCCGCGUUCAACAACCACGCGGAGGUCGCCGAGCUGCUCGUCCGCGGGGGAGCGCGCCCCGACCUCCAAAACGCGAACUUGCAGACCGCGCUCCACCUCGCCGUAGAGCGACAGCACACGCAGAUCGUCAGACUACUCAUCGCUCACGGGGCUAAUCUCAACAUCUGUGAUAAGGACGGCGACACCCCUCUCCACGAGGCGCUCAGACAUCACACUCUCCAACAAUUGCGACGCUUACAAGACGCUCGAGACCCUUCACUGCUCAGUGGCAUCGCGCAUGCGCAUGACAAAAAGUCCUCUGCCUCUAUCGCCUGCUUCCUUGCCGCGCAUGGCGCUGAUCUUACAGUCAAGAAUAAGAAAGGCCAGACGCCAUUGGAUUUAUGUCCAGAUCCGAAUCUCCAAAAAACGCUAACAACAUGCCGCAAAGAAGGUACUGGAAUGUCUAUCGACGGAACACCAGAAACCGAGACGGGACCCGUACCCGGUGGAAGCGGUGCCGCGGCUGCAACGGAAGCUCCCACCGUAGAGGCCCCGCCCAGUGACCCCACCGCGGAUGAGUGCCUCGUGUGCUCCGACGCCAAGCGAGACACACUUUUCCGCCCGUGCGGACACAUUUGCUGCUGUAAUGUCUGCGCUGCAAGAGUGAAAAAGUGCCUGGUGUGUCGCGCGGGCGUGUCUUCCCGUCAGCGCGUGGGCGAAUGCGUGGUGUGCUCGGAGGCGCCGGCCACGGUGGUAUUCCGGCCGUGCGGCGACGUGUGCGCCUGCGCCGCCUGCGCGCCGCUCAUGCGCAAGUGCGUGGAGUGCCGCACGCCGCUGCAGCCGCCGCCCGCCGCGCCCGCCGCGCCCGCCGCUCCGCCCGCGCCCGCGUUGCCGGCGCACAGCGCGCAGCCGAAGCAUGAACCUUCUGGAAGUGGCGAGGGUGGCAGCAACCUGGCGUUGGUGCAGGUGAACAAAGGGCAGCCGGCCCCCGCGCCUGCUGCGCCGCAUCUCUUGAACAACGGCUCCCGCUCUGCGCCCGCUGUCGCCUCCGCCGUCGCUUCCGCCACCGCCACAGCUACCACCUCCGCUCCCGCCGCCGCGGAUGUCCAAAAACUGCAGCAACAACUGCAGGACAUAAAGGAACAGACUAUGUGUCCGAUCUGCCUGGACAGACUGAAGAAUAUGAUAUUCCUGUGCGGACACGGCAUGUGCCAAAUGUGCGGCGACCGGAUCACCGUCUGCCCGAUCUGUCGCAAGCAAGUCGAGAAACGCAUUCUUCUCUACUAAGCGCGGUACCGAGUAUAACAUUUAUUGUUUGUUUAAUAAAAUUAAAUCAUAUAAAACUACAUAUUGUUGUACCAAAGUUUUAUUAAUUGUAGGUAAGUUUAUGUUUGAAAUAUAUGUUAGUAUUAUUAAAUACUAUGGAGGAAAUGCUUACGAAAGCUUUGCUUUCUAGUUCGUUUGAAGUCUGAAAGUUAAUUUUAAAAUAUGAUACGUUAAUAUAUUAAGAAAAUUUAAUGACUGCCAAAUUUUGAAAAUUUACACUGAGCAUAGUUGGAAAUUGUUACGCUACAGCAAUCACAUCGUACAACAUUUACCUUAUAAAGUAAUGCCUUAGCUUCGUUGCCAAACAAUCGUCAAAGUGUGAAUAAGCAAUUAGGAACUUAAAUCAAUCGUAUAAUAAAAUACCUACUUGAAUUUUAAGCGCCUAUUUCAUAUUCUAAUUCAAAUAUGUUUAAUGAGUAGUUGGCUUCGAAAAUUACAAAAAAAAAGAAAAAUUAUGUAUACCUAUUGUUAAAAGUUAAGUUUUGAUUUAAAAUGUUAAUAUGAAAAAAUAAUAUUACAGUAAAAUUUUAAUCCUAUGAAGUGCCUAGAGGUAAGUGCAAUCAAAAUAAUCAAUGAGUUUGAUGUAUUUUGUCAAGUUAUCAUCUUGUAUUAAUUCGAAGUUACUUGUGCUUUCACUUAACAUCUAACAAAUAGAUAUUAAGUGAAAGCAAAAGUAACUACGAAUUAAUACAGUUCGGCCAGAACAAAACUAUUCUGGACUACCGUUACAAAGGUAGACUUUCGUAAUAAAUGCUUCAAAAAUGACUAUUAUAUAUAACGGUAAAAAAAACAGAUUUACGGUUUCUUUAGUUCUAAAUAAACAAUAUUUAUGUAAUACAGUGCUUUUUUGGGCAAAAUAAAUAUUUCUUAGUUACAACCGUGCAAAAAAAAAAUCUGACUGGCAGAAAUUCGGUCACGGAACAGCCAUAGAGUAAUCACUACUCACUUUUAUAGUCCGACUGGAUGCCAAUGUUUCACAACCGGAUAGAGAUGAGAACACGAUGAACGAGAUGAGAGGGACGAGAGAGUAGUAUUACAUAUAGAUUACUAUAGAAAUAAUUGAAUACCUUAGAAUUUAUUGGCCAAAAAAUCCUAAUAUACUUUAUUCGCCUGAAUCGGAUUUUGAAGCCAGUUUUAUCAACCGGCAUCUGCAAUUACGACAUAGAUUAGUCGAAUAAAAUUAAACUUUAUACUGCAUUUUUUUACUUCUUGGUAUUUUCUUGGUUUUUUAAUAAAAUGAGUUGCAAACAUUUUAUGUCAAUCUAUAAGUAGGACAUUUUAGUUCGUCUGUACCACUCAUAUAACUAUACAUGACGCAUCUACCGGUGGUAAAGCUUUAUAUAGGCUCCUCAGUUAUUCUGCGUUUAAAUAUAUAUAAUUUAUUGCCAUGUAUCGAUUUAAAGGAUGAUUGAACCAGAGCAUUUAAAGACGCAAGGAAUCAUUACAUUUAAAACCCUAUGAUUAGCGCCUUGAAGGUGUAAACAACGAAUUUUACUUCUGCAAGCGUCUAUGGAUGAAGGUCACCUGCCAUCAGGCGGCCCACAUGCUCAUCUUGCUACCAACAGAAUUUUAUAAACAGCGACUGCAUAUCAUAUUAUUUCAAUGGCUUCCUCAAUAUACCUGAGGAUUCAAGUAAAGGUAUAUACAAUUAGAAAGCAUUAACAAAACGCAUCGUUGCCUUAUUUUUAUGAUACUUUGUUAUUUUUCGUUAAAAUAGAUAUACAGUCUUAGUAAAAUAAUACAUGUUAUAGUUAUUAAUAGACUCAUAAUUAUAUAACUAUUAAGGUAUUUUUAUUUGUACAAAAUCUACAACUUUGUUUCAGAAUUGUUGUGACCAAUAUAACAUACGACUGUUACGCAUACUUAAUUUUUAUUGUAGUGUUACCUAAUUUUUAUAUACAUUAUAUAAGUUUAGUACUGUAUUUAAUUUUUGUACUUAUUUAUCAAUUUCUUAUAAUUGGUUAUUAAGAUGUCAACUCAGCAACUGAUACAUUCGAAAUUGCAUUUAAUUUUUAAAAAAAUAACAGUGAUACUCUAUACGAUAUAAUUACUGUAGUAAACUUUAACAACCGCUGUGAGAAUGCGUUCCCGAGAGCUCCGUGAUCGAAGAAUUUAUAAAAUAAAAUAUUUAUAUAUACAUAUAUAUUUAAUCCAUAGUUGAUACAAGGUUAUGUCAACUGUUUAUUUUUAGUUGUGUAUCACCAUUGAUGACCCACUGACCGACGUCAGAAACGCAUCUCUUAGCGCCUGAACUUUAACGGUACGAUUACCUAAGAUAUUUAUAUACAAAUGACAUACUUACAAAACCUUUUUUACGUUGUAAAAAUAAUGCUCAUUGUAUUUUUUUUCAAGUUUCAUUGUUUCAUUACUUAGAAAUUAUCCUAACUUAGAAAGUCUAAAACAACCUUUUACUAACAACUAAAUCUUUAAUAUACUUAUUAUUUUUAACUUUUAAAGUAUCAUUUAAAAAAAUACUAUAGUGUAUUUCAACUAACUCCACCACGCUGCUCUAAUGCGGAUUGGUGGAUUGACUCACUGAAAGAAAACUACAAUAAAAAUUCCAAGCCCUGUAGGAAGGCAUACAAGACAGCGGAUGCACAGCGCAUUGUACAGAUUGGUCAUGACCUUGUUUCGCAUCCUAGGGGCUCCCGUAACUUCUGGCGUCUGACCAAGUCUGUGCAAAACAAUUUCUGUCAAUCUUCGCUGCCACCGCUCAGAAAUCCGGACGGAUCGCUAGCUCACAGUCCGCAAGAGAAAGACGAUCUCCUGGCUAAACUCUUUGCCGAUAACUCAGUCAUCAAUGAUUGUAGUGCGCUGCCACCUACAAUACCUUCAUGUGGCCAUACGAUGCCUGACAUCAAAAUCAGGCAACGUGAUGUGCGUGCAGAGCUGCAAUCACUUGAUGUACGGAAAGCUAGCGGUCCCGAUGGAAUACCAGCCAUAGUGCUGAAGAAGUGCGCGGCGGAGCUGUCUUCUGUGUUAACGCGCCUGUUCCAAUUCCUGUUCUCUUUCUCUCUUUUCGGGAUGUGUGCCGGAGGCUUGGAGAAGAGCUAAUGUGCAAGCGGUUCAAUAAAAAGGGGAUCAAUCUUACCCGGCAAAUUAUCGGCCAAUAGCUAUCACCUGAGUACUUUGUAAGGUGAUGGAACGGAUUGUAAACAAACAACUGAUCCAUUACCUAGAAGAUCACUGUCUAAUUAAUGAUCGUCAGUACGGGUUUCGACCAAAACGGUCUACAGGUGAUCUUCUAGCGUACGUAACACACCUCUGGGGUGAAGCUAUCGACAAGCAUGGGGAAUCGUUGGCUGUCAGCCUCGAUAUCUCCAAGGCUUUCGACAGGGUCUGGCACAGAAGUCUUCUCUCCAAGCUGUCGGCAUAUGGUCUGCCUGCUCAGCUUUACACCUGGAUUGCCAGCUUCCUACACAAGCGUAGCCUUCGUGUUUUAGCUGUUGGUUGCGCUUCACAAUUCUAUGUAGUGAAUGCUGGGGUCCCCCAGGGAUCUGUGCUAUCUCCCACACUCUUUCUUCUGCAUAUCAAUGAUAUGGUCUCUCUUGGGAACAUACAUUGCUAUGCGGACGAUAGUACAGUGUAUGGUGGAUAUCACGGACGCGCAGUGGCUAAGCGAGCGGAAAUUGAGGAGAGGCGGAAGGAUCUUGUCAUUGAACUCGAUAGGACAUUGAACUCAUCGCCAAAUGGGGCUCUGAUAAUCUUGUUGAGUUUAAUGCCAAGAAAACAGAGGUAUGCGCUCUCACAGCGAAAAAGUCAACAUUUUCCCCCUUUCCUCUUCUCUAUGACUGCCGAGCGCGAGAUGAAAAUUCAGAGGUGCUUGCCCGCAACCCGCAAGAUUCUGUUGAGAUUCAUGUUUUCGAACCACUUUGCCAUCUCGGCUCUCUUCUUUUUUUUCUAUUUAUUUACACAAAAAUAAUAUAAUUUCGCUUUAAUCAUCAUUUUUAAUUAAAUUAAUGUCUUUGAUCUGAAAACGAACCCAAGAAAUAAAUAUUAAUUUUGAUCUUUUGGUAGGAAAACGACCAAGAACAUACAUACAUUAUAGUGACCAAAUAAUUUAUUUUUCAUGCUUCAGAAACAUGUUUUUUUAUAAAAUUAUAUUAGAUGUGUGCGUCAGUUAUAAUAACUUAAAAAUGUUUGUAGAUAAAUCUGAACUAUGUAUAUGUAGUAUUUAUUAUU